AUGAGCAAUCACUCGAAGGUAUGUUUUUCUGUGUUACUCUCCGAAACAUUAGACCUGGUGGUUGUAAUGGGAUACAACUUGCAAAUGAUUAUAUUUAUUGUCGGAUCGUAUGACCUUUAUUAUCGGUUAUUGCAAAUAGAAUUUUUUGAACUCAUCCGUGGAAUUGGUGAAGCCAAAUCCAAGCAGGAGGAAGACAAAAUCAUCCUCCGAGAAAUGGCUACACUGAAAACAGGAAUGGAAAACCCCAAAGUUACUCUAAAAAUGAUGAAAGAGUACAUGGUCAGACUAUUGUAUUGUGAGAUGCUUGGGCAUGAUGCUUCGUUCGGAUACAUCAACGCUAUCAAAUUAACUUCGAGCAAGGAUAUGCUGGAAAAGAGAGUGGGCUAUUUGGCAGUUACGUUGUGUCUACCUCCUGAGCAUGAAUUACUUCUCUUGUUGAUUGCAAACCUUCAAAAUGACAUGAAGUCUACGAACUUCGUUUCAGCAUGUUGUGCUCUUACAGCAGCUGCUAAGGUUGUGAACGAAGAAACCAUACCUGCAUUACUUCCUCAAGUUCUUGAGCUGAGAAAACAUGCUAAACCCAUUGUAAGAAAGAAGGCUAUUUCUACACUUCACAGAUUCUAUCAAAUAUCUCCUUCAUCAGUUCCUGAUAUUAUUGAAUACGCUAAAGACGCCAUGUGUGAUCGUGAUCCUUGUGUUAUGGGUGCGUCUUUGUGCCUGAUUUAUGAUCUUUUAUGUGCUCCAGAAAAUGUUAGACAGCUCAAAGAUUUAGUUCCUGGAUUUGUUGCUAUUCUAAAGCAAAUAAUUGAGAGAAGAUUAUCUAGAGAUUAUGAUUAUCACAGGCUUCCUGCACCGUGGAUUCAAAUCAAACUUUUGAAAAAUAUUGCGUUACUUUGCGCUGAUGAUAGAUCCACAUCUGAGCUUGCAUAUGAAGUACUUCGUGAAGGAAUGCAAAGAGCUGACACAGGACUCAAUAUUGGCCAUGCUGUUGUUUUUGAGUUUGUAAAAACAAUUACAACUAUUUAUCCAAACAAUUUGCUGUUGGAAAGUGCAGCCAGCGCCAUUUCCAGAUUUGUAACAAGCUCAAAUCACAAUUUGAAAUAUCUUGGAAUUCAAGCUUUGACCCAAAUUGUCAAAAUUAAUCCAAAAUAUGCCAUUCAACAUCAAAUGGUGGUGAUUGACUGCCUUGAAGACACUGAUGAAACUUUGAGAAGAAGAACAUUAGAAUUGCUAUUCACAAUGACAAAUUCAAAUAAUGUUGUUGUUAUUGUAAAGAGAUUGUUGGAAUUUGCUAGAAAAUCUAUUGAUUCCCAUAUGAGAAAAGAAUUGAUAGAAAAGAUCUCGAUUUUAGCUAAAAAUUAUUCUCCAAACAUAUCUUGGUAUCUUGAUACCAUGAAUAUGUUGUUCGAAAUUGAUCCUCAAUACAUUCCACAAGAAGCUCUUCAAAAUAUGAUGAGCGUAAUUGGAGAAGGAGUUGGAAUAGAUGAAGAUGAUGAGGAAAUGAGAAGCCAUUGCGUUGAGACUUUUUGUGAUGUGAUUGACUCAAAGAAUGUUAUUCACGAUCUUCAUAUUCAAGUUAUUGCGUGGGUCCUCGGAGAAUACAGCUAUAUGAACGCCAACUAUGACUCAUCUGACAUUCUCAGCAAGCUUUGCGAUUUGGUCGAUCGUCAAUUGGAAUUUGAAGAGACCAGAUGUUGGAUAAUUACAGCCAUGACUAAAAUUGUCGCUCAGUGUAAAGUAGCUUCUCAUGAGGUUGUUGAAUAUGUCAGAAAGUACAAGGAUUCAAAGAAUGUAGAUUUACAACAACGCUGUUACGAAUUCCUUGCCCUUGUAAAUGCUUGUGAAAGAAAUAGCUGGGAAGAAAUUAUGGACAGUGUUUUACCUCUUGACGGAGCGUAUGAGGACAUUGAGGUUGAUGUUGAUCUGUCUUUUGCCCAAGAUUAUGUAAACGUUUUGGUCAGAAAAGGAUCAAGAAAGUACUUGAACAGUGAAGAAAAGAAGGUCUUGCUCACAGAAAACGCCAAGCCUGUCAAACGUACCGGACUCGUGGUAAACGCCUAUCCAACGGUUAAAGCAACUCCAAAUCCUGUCUCCACUUCAGGAAUAGUUUCAACAACGCCUAUUGAUAUUGCUUCUCGCGCCCUUUCUGGAACUAAUAACACAACUGAUAUCAGCACAUCUCUUCCAAAGAAGCAAGGAAAAGGAAGAUGGGUAAAUGAGAGUGAAAUUGAAGAAGAACCAGUCAAAAUUUCAACUCCUCCAACAACCGUGACUGAGAAUGUAUCAAAACAAACGUCUGUGGUGACAUCACCCUCCUCUGAAAGUCAUCACAACGAGGUUCAUAAGCCACCUGUCACCAUUUCAACAGCAGAAGCCAAAAGAAAGCAAAAAUACCAAGAUCUUUUUGUUACUGAUUCAAGUUCAACUGCUACUACUAAGGUAUCAACUCAACCUAAAAAGACUGCUCCAAAACGAAAGACAUCAAAGGGCCCAACCUCUAAACCUGUUCUACAACAAACAACAAUUGAGCCAACAACAGUUCAGCAACAGCCUAUUUCUGUGGAUGACAUUUUCAACGAUAUGGUGAUGACUUCGAAUCCUGUUCCUCAAACUGCACAUUCUGUUACACCACCAAAGUCUACAAUUAAUGAGCUUGAUGAAUUUUUCAGCAUGACUACUACUGCUCCAUCGGUCACCACUGUGACUACACCACAAACUACUCAAGAUUCAUUCUUUGAUCAAAUUCUUCAACCAAGCAAACCAGUUGCUCUUCAACCAGUUCCAAUAAUUAGAUCAAAUGAAACUAUGGUACCACAAUCAAAGAACAAGCGAACCAGUUACAUGAUUCAGCAAUUAACGUCUUCACAUAAUAGUGCGUUCUCAGAUUUGGUUCAGUUAGUCCGAGAUGAUCGUGUAUUGGUCGAGUACAACAAGUUUUGGAAGUCUGAUUCUUUAAUUGUUGCCUUAGUGUUGUCCACAGACAGAGGUUUUGUGCUUCCACAAAUCAGUUGCCAGUUUUCGCCACCGUCUGCCUUUGCAAUGACUAUUCAAUCCGAUGUAGAAUCUAAACAAAAACCAAAUGGUCUUACAUUUAACUCAUUAGAUACCACAAGACCAAUUUCUGUAGCUAUUACUCUAACCCCAACGGAUAUUGUUAUGGGAACUCGUCUUGUUGGACAAGUUGCUUAUUCAAAUGAGCAAAAUUUUGCCAGCUAUUUGAAUGUUAAUAUUCCAAUUGACACAAUUGAUAUCAUAACUGAAUAUCCUGAUUUUGGAUCCACAUCUCAAUUUGCAGAAGGCUGGAGAAAAUAUACUCAAGAAAAAAAGAAUCUUGUUAAGCUCACAGGUUCAUUCGACAUCAAUAGAUGUAUUGAUACUUUAAAGCAAAAAGCAAAGGUAUCCGUUAUCCAAAUUAUUGAUAUGGAGGUCAUUGGUGUUUGUAGAGUUGUUGGAAGAAGUGAUGUAAUUUUGAUUCACAGCAAAUUUAACGCUACAGCCAAUAGUGGAACCAUCACAGUUAGAACAGCAGAUAGAACCUUGACUGAAAACGUUUCAAGACUGAUUUCCUCAAUAUUCUAA
This is a messenger RNA of Naegleria lovaniensis, 3579 nucleotides long. RefSeq lists its product as uncharacterized. NCBI's taxonomy places the organism in Eukaryota, Heterolobosea, Eutetramitea, Acrasida, Naegleriidae. The record is from RefSeq and is a predicted model, not a curated record. The transcript is spliced from 2 exons. Bases 1 to 3579 code for a protein of 1192 amino acids. Gene Ontology annotation, biological process: intracellular protein transport; receptor-mediated endocytosis. Gene Ontology annotation, cellular component: AP-4 adaptor complex; membrane coat. Gene Ontology annotation, molecular function: cargo adaptor activity.